Molecule: messenger RNA, 4076 nt
Organism: Varroa destructor (honeybee mite)
Lineage: Eukaryota; Metazoa; Arthropoda; Arachnida; Mesostigmata; Varroidae
Biological process (GO): cell surface receptor signaling pathway; G protein-coupled receptor signaling pathway
Cellular component (GO): membrane
Molecular function (GO): G protein-coupled receptor activity
Source: RefSeq, a predicted model, not a curated record
UCGCGCAUCACUGAGCGUUGGUGCUUGUAUUGCGUUCAGCGACGCUAGUUUUAGCAUCAAUAAAUCUAUUCCUUCUCGCACUAGUGCGACUAGUCACCAGGUCGAUAGCAGGAGUUCUGCCAAACUUGUUUGUUGAUUUAAUGAAGGUUCGUUACUCCUUGUUGACUAUAUAAUAACGUUAACUAUUAUGAGGACAAACGCUUCACUUAGUCACUACCUAAUGAUGCUGAUGAGCCUUCUGUUGAUUCUGGUAAUUUAUAGGACAUUCGCUGCCUUUGAUCAGCUUCAGCAUGAUAUCAAAGAAGCGGUCCAGAGGGACUUUAGUAAGUUGUACCGCCAGCAGUACCUCUGCCUCCGAGAUAAUAUACGUGCCCCGACACCCGUGUCAUUAAGAACCGCUCUGUGUUUCUGCGACAGUCAGUGUUCACGCUAUGGCGACUGUUGUGUCGAUGUGGACAUCCGUGACAAAAAAGAGGAACGCCAGGGAUAUCACUGCAGCCAACUGGGACUUCGGUUUUUCUAUACUAAAAUGGGCUGUGGGGAAGACGAUGGAGAUGAUCCAACCUUUGCAAAGUAUCGGUGCGAAGAGAAUCCAGAGCACAUGGAAAACGUUUCUCACCUGAUAGAUCAGCCCCAAUUCCACCUCAAGAGUCGUACCCUAUAUAAAAAUAUCUACUGUGUGCUGUGCAAUAUGCCAUUUUCAAAUAUUAAGGAGGCUCGUGGAGAUAUUUAUCAUUGGAAGCAGCGAUACAUGUGGUUUAGUGAGGAAAUGACGCCUGACACUUGGUCGGUGGUUCGUUUGACUAACAAAUGGAAGUACGACCCAAAAGUUCGCCAAUACAUCGUGGCUGCCAAUGGAAGUGAUUAUAAAUUCACAGUCGACGCCGAGGAAUACGAUUGGGGGAACUUUUCUGCGCAUUUCAAUACGCGACUGUGUCCUGAGGUGCCGGUUAUUGAAGAUUGUCCCCUUCGUGAUGAGAACCUCGAAGUUGAUCCAGACGUGGAGGAAUGGGAAAAGUACUGCCCUCUUUAUACUGCUUAUGUACACUCAGAUACAUUAGAUGCGUAUCAAAAUGCGCAUUGCGCACUUUGCAGAGGUGUACCCCUUAACAGGUUGAAUCCCGGCUUGCCAUCUCUCCCCGAGGAGCGUACGACUCCAGUUGGCAAGAAAGGGGACAUGUUUAAUUCGUAUCGCAACAAGCUUAUUUGUAAACCCGGCGAGGUAGCUGUGUUAAAUUCUUUUUGCAGUCCUGUGCUGUGUCAGCCCGGCUGGAUUUGGAACGGAGCUCAUUGUGUCUCUCAGGAGGGCGAAGUGGGAUGUUUCUAUUUGACUCUUGAGGCCGAAUGGGUAAAGUUUAUGAUGAAUGGUUCGGUUAUGCUACUAGACUCAAAGCAGAUCUUCAAUCAAUACUCAAAUAUCACAUCAAAGAGUGGCGUCCCAACUCAUGUACGGGUUUGCCUGAAGACUGCGAUCACCGUGUCUCUUAAUCCUGCGCAGGAAUUGGUGGCUGAAGUCUGUCUUAUGUCAUCUUCGGUUUGUUUGCUUCUUCAACUGAUUGUCUAUCUUUUGAUCCCAACCCUACGCGUGACACGGCCUGGAAAAAUCGUUAUGUCCCUCUCAUUAACCAUCCUACUAGGUCACGUAAUGUUCUUGAUUAAGGACGAUAUCCAACCUGGUACCUACAUGUGCUUCAGCAUCGGGCUUAUGGCACAUUACUUUUAUCUUGCCUCCUUUUUCUGGAUGCUUGUCAUGGCUCUUGACUCAUGUCGAUGUCUAGCAGUAAACGUGUUUAAUGCAACGGGUGGUCCCUAUCUAAUGAUAAAAUACAGUAUACUGGGUAUCUUCUGCCCCGCUCUUAUCGUUUGCUCGUCCGUAAUCUACGAUGGAUUUUCACCGUACAGUCGUUAUGCGCCUCGAUAUGGUCGCGAAGUUUGUUGGAUCGGUUCAAGAUACGGACUGAUGGCGUUUUUUGUCGCACCUAUUGUUACGAUCCUUCUUUUCAACUUCAUGCUCUUUGUUUACACCGCAUACACGGUUCGACAAGUACAGACGAGAUCCGAAAAAUUCCGUACGAAUCCGUCUGGCUACCAAACCGAAAUGACCCGCCUUAAACUGUACAUUCGACUGGUGGUGGUUUUGGGAUUUACGUGGUUUUUCGGAGUGCUUUCUGCCCUCACUGAUAUCUCUUGGUUGUGGUAUCCGUUUUUCGUGUUAGGAGGCGCACAGGGGGUCUUCAUCUUUGUUGCCUUUACGUGUAAACGCAAGGUUUGGAACGAAUUGAAGCCGCUAUUUUGGCGAGGUUCCGUGCGUCGUCGCAGUACUCGGGUCAAACAGCGGACCAGUACCGACAUCACAAGCAACAACUUUCAUGGUUUCUCUAUAAAAAGUGCGCCACCAAAUACUGAAUCAGCACAUCCUAGGUAAUAAUCACCUAUAAAGGCUGUAUUUGACGAUCGCGAACCGCAGAAAAGUAGCUGAUUUAUAAAUAACAAUAAGAACAAUAACAGUUUCAGAAAAGAAAAAUUGAGCAGGAAUUAGGAGUUUUUCUCAAUAUGCCAAAGUUUGAAAACUGUAAAAACAAAAAAUAUUUGGAUUUGAUUUUAUACAUUUUAACACCUGAAACUAUAGGUUAUCAAUUUUAAAAUCCGGUAUGUGACAUCAGGAACCUUCUAUAAUGUAAACCCAUUCCUCAGAGAUCAAUUAUUAGAGCACAAAACACUGUUACGAUACGAAUCUUCUGUACCAUAUUCCCAAACAUUUGGAUGCUUAUUUUUGAAAUCUACUUUUUAUUUUAUCUGUCAGCACUAAUGAUGUCUUUCUAAUAUAGAAUGCGUUUUAGAAGUCGCUUUUUUGGGGCGAUUGUUAGAGGUACGUGUCCAAAUGCUGCUGACGUAAGUUAUUUUGGUACGAACUGAAUGAUAUCUUUUUUCAACGGGUUUAUGCAGGGGCAUCCUUGUUAGCAUUAAUCGAAUUCGCUAAUUAACUACAUACUAUGCACAAUCGUAUACCCAAAAUUAGGUUUUCAUGCUUUGACAAAGGAGCAAAUGCGUUGGUAACCACACUUUUUUCUCAUUAACAUUAAGGGCGCUUAGAGAUAUGGCGUCACGCCAUCGCCACACUGUUGAACAGUAUUGCAAUAACAGCCACGAGCAUUAUUAUGCACGUAUCAACGUGGGGACCAAGGUAAACUAGCUUUUUGUGAUGGUUCUUCUGCGCAGUUUUUUUUUACCAAAUGAGACUCUAUGCAAAUGUACAUAGGUAUAGUCGCGACUAGACACAAAAAUAUUGCGUCGAUUUCUUGCGUUAAUCACUGCUUUGAGCGGCUGGCUCCCAGUAAGAAACGAGGUGAGUUUACAGCCGAUUUCUAAAUCUAACAGGCAAACACGUUACCACUGCAUCAUAAUGGUAACAUUUGGAUAAGCAAAUCAAAAACAAACGCGACACCAAGAGUUGGCCCGCCGAGUCAACCCCAAUAUGAGACGUUAUAUUAUCUAAGAUUCAAUGGCAGCAAAUAUCUGCUUCUUAAUAAAACCAAAUAAAGUAGCUUGUCAAUUAAGGUAAAUAAUUAUCAUUUCCUUUUUUUGACCAGUACGCAAAAUCCAAUAGGUUUGUCACUAAAUACGUCACAAUUCAAUCACUAAGAAAAACACCCAGUGCAAACGAAACGGCACCUUACUACUUUAAGCAAGCAUCGUAUAUAAUAUUAAAAAGUACACGAAAACAAAUAGAGGCUAAAGUACGCGUGCUUAGGUGUAUCAGCAGAUAAAGUAGCACAGACGAUUUUCAUGCCACUUUUUUUUAUAGAGAAAGUGAAAUAUUUGAAAAGAGCGCGCAAGACUGGGAAAGACACCGAAUGAUAAACUGAUGUUUAUUUUAUACUUACAUUUUUUGUUCUAUAUAUAUAUAUUUUAUCCGCGGCAUUGCAAUAGGACACUAUGCGUCUACAACGGCUCUUUUCAAUAUUCAACAAGCGUAUGAAUCGGGUGGCAAGAUUCAAGCCAGGGGUCUUUUACUUCGUAGCUGGCGAGCCACCAGUCUUAUUUCAUUAUAUAACUUACGUUUAAUUUCCACAAAA